CCAGAGUAAAUUCCCCUUGAGUGUGAGUUCCCUAUUUGUUUUACCUUAUCGGCUUUGCACUGUGAAGCCCCUGCUUAAAUGGGGCCUAUAUAAACGCUGUCACUUCAUGAGAGCUCACAAUAAGAAAAAUCGCAAUGCCUUCUACUUUGAUUCAAUUGCUGGGACUGCUGGCCCUAUUUCUUUUCGCUACCCUGGCUCCAGGAGAUGCUUCCCCCUUCGACGAGAAACGCCGCAGAGGAUGGAAUCCAGGGCCAAGAGCAAUGGGACAGAUUCCCAGAACACCACCUUUCAAUCCAUAUGGAUAGGGCCACAUCUAAAUACCUAAGCCCUUUAUAAAAAUAUAGAAAUAUUCUUAAUCGUUUACAAUUAUAAAA
Messenger RNA from Drosophila erecta, 374 nucleotides. RefSeq lists its product as uncharacterized. The coding region runs from base 135 to 305 and encodes 56 amino acids. Lineage: Eukaryota; Metazoa; Arthropoda; Insecta; Diptera; Drosophilidae. The transcript has a single exon. The record is from RefSeq and is a predicted model, not a curated record.